Messenger RNA from Pongo pygmaeus (Bornean orangutan), 2246 nucleotides. RefSeq names its product aldehyde dehydrogenase 8 family member A1 (gene ALDH8A1). Lineage: Eukaryota; Metazoa; Chordata; Mammalia; Primates; Hominidae. The coding region runs from base 49 to 1512 and encodes 487 amino acids. Gene Ontology annotation, biological process: retinoic acid metabolic process. Gene Ontology annotation, molecular function: retinal dehydrogenase (NAD+) activity. The transcript has 7 exons. The record is from RefSeq and is a predicted model, not a curated record.
AACCUGAGUGCUCAGUCGUAAAGAGGAAAGGCAGAAUUUUUCCUUGCUAUGGCUGGAACAAAGGCACUUUUGAUGCUGGAAAACUUCAUAGAUGGAAAAUUUUUACCUUGUAGCUCAUAUAUAGAUUCUUAUGACCCAUCAACGGGGGAAGUGUAUUGCAGAGUGCCAAAUAGUGGAAAAGAUGAGAUCGAAGCCGCGGUCAAGGCCGCCAAAGAAGCCUUUCCUGGCUGGUCAUCCCGCAGCCCCCAGGAGCGCUCCCGGGUCCUGAAUCAGGUGGCGGAUUUGCUGGAGCAGUCCCUGGAGGAGUUUGCCCAGGCCGAGUCUAAAGACCAAGGGAAAACCUUAGCACUGGCAAGAACCAUGGACAUUCCCCGGUCUGUGCAGAACUUCAGGUUCUUUGCUUCCUCCAUCCUGCACCACACGUCAGAGUGCACGCAGAUGGACCACCUGGGCUGCAUGCACUACACGGUGCGGGCCGCGGUGGGAGUUGCUGGUCUGAUCAGCCCCUGGAAUUUGCCGCUCUACUUGCUGACCUGGAAGAUAGCUCCAGCGAUGGCUGCAGGGAACACUGUGAUAGCCAAGCCCAGUGAGCUGACUUCAGUGACUGCGUGGAUGUUGUGCAAACUCCUGGAUAAAGCAGGUGUUCCAUCAGGUGUGGUCAAUAUUGUGUUUGGAACCGGGCCCAGGGUGGGUGAGGCACUGGUGUCCCAUCCAGAGGUGCCCCUGAUCUCCUUCACUGGGAGCCAGCCCACCGCCGAGCGGAUCACCCAGCUGAGCGCUCCCCACUGCAAGAAGCUCUCCCUGGAGCUGGGGGGCAAGAAUCCUGCCAUCAUCUUUGAGGACGCCAACCUGGAUGAGUGCAUUCUGGCAACCGUCAGGUCCAGCUUUGCCAACCAGGGUGAAAUCUGUCUCUGUACCAGCAGGAUCUUUGUCCAGAAGAGCAUCUAUAGUGAAUUUUUAAAGAGAUUUGUAGAAGCUACCAGAAAGUGGAAAGUUGGCAUUCCCUCUGAUCCAUUGGUGAGCAUGGGUGCUCUGAUAAGUAAAGCACAUUUGGAGAAAGUCAGAAGUUACAUCAAGAGAGCUCUUGCUGAAGGUGCCCACAUUUGGUGCGGUGAGGGAGUGGAUAAGUUGAGCCUCCCUGCCAGGAACCAGGCAGGCUACUUUAUGCUUCCCACAGUGAUAACAGACAUUAAGGAUGAAUCCUGCUGCAUGAUGGAAGAGAUAUUUGGUCCAGUGACGUGUGUCGUCCCCUUUGAUAGUGAAGAGGAGGUGAUUGAAAGAGCCAACAACGUUAAGUAUGGGCUGGCGGCUACUGUGUGGUCCAGCAAUGUGGGGCGCAUCCACCGGGUGGCUAAGAAGCUGCAGUCCGGCUUGGUCUGGACCAACUGCUGGCUCAUCAGGGAGCUGAACCUUCCUUUCGGGGGGAUGAAGAGUUCUGGAAUAGGUAGAGAAGGAGCCAAGGACUCUUACGACUUCUUCACUGAGAUCAAAACCAUCACCGUUAAAUACUGAUCUUUGCUAAUGGUGGAGCCACUAUGGCCAAUGCCUGGCUGCAGGCAUCAGUUGUUCAAUGUGGUGGAUGAAAAUCAUGGCAUGAAUUCCAGCUGUGCCUUGACUUGGCAGAAGGUUAUCUCUAGCUUAUCCUCAGUUCUUAGUAGUUUUACCCACUGGUGAAGAGGUACUGUCUAUUUUCAAUGUGGACUCGGAAGAAAAGACUUCUAAGUAGGAAGACAGAACAAUGAUGCCAAACAGUUGUCAAGCUCCUCCCAGGUUAUGUUUUCAUAGUGUUUCUUCCAUCAUCUUCAUUGAACUCUUGGGAAUCUCCAGAUAAUCAGAUUAUUUCAUUUGCAAGUAUAUGGUAAAUUUUAAAAAAUCUACAAUCAGGCACAGUGCCUCAUGCCUAUAAUCCCAGCACUUUGGGAGGCCAAGGUGGGUGGAUCACUUGAGUUCAGGAGUUCGAGAUCAGCCUAGGCAACAUGGUGAAAUCCUGUCUUUACCAAAAAUUUAAAAAUUAGCUUGGUGUGGUGCCCUCUGCCUAUAGCCCCAGCUACUUGGGAGGCUGAGGUGGGAGGAUCACUUGAGCCCAGGCGGUUGAGGCUGCAGUGAGCCAUGAUCGUGCCACUGCAUUUCAGCCUGGGGGACAGAGUGAGACCUUGUCUUUAAAAAAAAAUGCUGCAAAACCAAAAAGAAACAAAUAGCCAUAAUUUGCCAUCUUUGGAGAGAUUAUGGAGAUGUUCUCCUUGUCU